Cyprinodon tularosa is the source of this 2033-nucleotide messenger RNA. Its product is annotated as CAP-Gly domain-containing linker protein 1-like. The coding region runs from base 342 to 2033 and encodes 563 amino acids. The record is from RefSeq and is a predicted model, not a curated record. NCBI's taxonomy places the organism in Eukaryota, Metazoa, Chordata, Actinopteri, Cyprinodontiformes, Cyprinodontidae. The transcript has a single exon.
UACCUAUAUUGUGUGUUUGCCACAAUAGAAUAGGAGCAUAGAAAGACACAAUGGCGUCUAUGCUCCUUGCUUUGCAAUGGAAACACCAAAUAGAUUCUAGUCUAAUUUUGAACAUAAACAAAAGUAAACUGUAAUAUUCAUUGUUUAUGUUCAAACUGAUUCUAUGAUGUCAUUCUAAUUCUAAGACCUCCCCCAGACAUUCUGAUUCCUCCCAUUCCACACAUUAUUCCAACCCCAGUUCCCUGGACCCACAGAGCACACAACACGUACAGUGAGUUUCUAGCAAACAUUGUUUGAUCGUUUUCCGUGAAUUAUUUUCCUCCAAUCGUAUUUGAGUAAAAAUGUCAAACCAGACAAGAAGAUUCCAGCCGAGGGGGCAGUAUGUCCAGGAAAGUGGACGGAGAAACCAGUACAACCAGGGUGCCUGGGUUCAAGGCAGAAAUCCUCCGCCUGGUCAUUACUUUGACGCGGAGACGAACCGACUCUUACAUCUUUUGGAUGCGGAAAGAAAAGCGGUGAAAGAAGAGCAGCGUAAUGUGAACUAUUUGACAAAAGAACUACAAGAUACAAAGAACCAGCUGCAGAAUCAGAAGAAUCAAACCGCAGCAUGGGAGCUGAAAGUAGAGCAUGGACGAACGCUUAUAAGCACUUUGAGAGACCAGAACAAAACUCUGCAGAACGAACUGGAGCAGCUUAAGACCUCCAGUCAGGAAACCAUCUCUAAGAACGAGACGGAGAUUCUUAUGUUGAGGCAACAAGCGGAGAAAUUAGAGCAGGAGUUAACUAGAGAAGGAGAAAACAACUCAAAGAAAGCAGAGAAUGAGUUCCAGGCCAAGGAAGCGAAGGUCCAUGAAUCCCUGGAGCUAAAAACUGAAAACAUGCUGGCCAAUUUGCAGAGAGAGCUGGAAACCGUAAAGGCUUCACACAGGGAAAUGACUGAGAAGUAUGAAAAAGAUACAGCUACUCUGAAACAACGGGCAGAAACGCUGAAGCAGGAACUGAUGGAGGAGAUGGAACGUCAUUCAAAGACGUCCAUGACCAACAUCCAGAUGUUUAACAACCUCACAGCCAAGAACAAAGCUCUCCGGCAAGAAAUGGCUGAAAAAAUGGCGAGUCUUGAACAAAGCGCAGAGGAGACGGAGACACGUCUGCAGAGACAGCUGCAAGAAGUCACACUUUCUGACAAAGAGGUCAUAAGGAAGUAUGAGGUGGAGGUUAGCCUGCUGAAAAUAGAGCUUGAUUGUUUAAAACAGCAGCUGAACGCAAACAACCAGAGAACCUCCAACAAAAUGACCGAAAUGGAGGUCCUGAAUAAGAGCAUGUUUGAAACCAUGGACAAGAUGUUAGAAUCCCUCGAACAAACGCCUGAAGACCCAGCAGCUGGUUUCCAGGAGGAGGUGGACCGGAUUAGGGCUUCACAGCAGGAAGCUAUCAGGAAGUACCAACAGGACAAUCUGACCCUGAGAGAACAGACAGAAACACUAAAACAAGAGCUGGAUGAAGAAAGAGACGCCCAUUCACAGACAUUGGCGUCCAACCUUCAGGUCAUCAACGGCAUGGCAGCAGAGAACCAGGCUCUCCGUCAGGAAAUGGCUCAGAAAAUCUCAGGCUUGCAAGAAGAAUUCAAAGCAACAGAGACUCUGAAGCAGAGAGAGUUGGAAGAAGAAAGAGUUUCCCACCAGGAAAUCGUCUCUGAGAAGGAAAGGGAGGUUCUUCACCUGGAAAGAAAGCUAGAACGUUUAGAUACGCUCCUCAAUGAUGAGGCAGAAACGUCUGUAAAGAAAUCAGCAGAGGACCUUGAUCUGAUCAACCAACUUAGAACUGAAAGGGAUGAACUGCAGCAAGAGAUCUUAGCCCUCAAACAAACUUCCAUCGACGAGGAAAUCAGUCAGGAUUCCAUCCUUCAACUCACCGAGGAGGGAGUCCCAGAGAAAAGGAAAAAGAGCCCCUGGAAAAGGUUUCGCCACUCUCUGGGUUUGAGGAAACCAGAACAAUUCAAGAGAAAGAAGUCCACCUCAGAGGAAAGGGCCUAG